This is a messenger RNA of Mauremys mutica (yellowpond turtle), 1126 nucleotides long. Its product is annotated as transmembrane protein 217-like. The record is from RefSeq and is a predicted model, not a curated record. NCBI's taxonomy places the organism in Eukaryota, Metazoa, Chordata, Testudines, Geoemydidae. The transcript is spliced from 2 exons. The coding region runs from base 375 to 956 and encodes 193 amino acids.
GUUGGGGGAUGUGGAACAUGGUGAAGCGCACAUAGGAUCAUGGGGGACAUAACCAAGUUUUGGUUUAGUAGGAAUCUUGGUGAGAUGGGGUUACAGAGUGUGUGUGUGUGUGUGGGAUGCAGGUACAGUGUGUGUGAGAUGGGGUUAGUGUGUGUGUGUGCGCACGCUGAUCAACUCUCCUCCUUAGGUGUUCCACAUGACGACGUCCCCCGCACAUGAUGUUUUAGCCUGAUCCUUUUCUUUUCCAGCACAGGCUUGAGUUCGCUGCGCUUCAUCCCUAACACAAGCCCCGCCAACGUCUCUCCUAGCUUGCCUUUCUACUCUGCAACACUCCUUUGAUUUCCUUGGCCAACGACGUUGCCUGUGGAGAAAACAUGACGAUCAUCUUGUGCCCGGGGGGGUUCUGUGGCAUGUCCCCCAAGGCUGGGGCCACUGUAGCUGCUGUCUACAUGAUCCUAGUGACCAACAUGUACCUGAUCUUCGAGGUUGGCCACUUGGAACGAGCAAUGACGGACAUGGCACAAAUCAAGCCCUUCAACUUGACCGAAGUGGGGAAGAUGCUACCGUAUUGCUACUAUACAGCCAUCAUGCUGGCCGUCAAGACCUACCCGGUGUGCGUCUUCCUCAUCUACUCAGUCCACAAGUGGCUCUCCAUGGGCAUGUUCGCCUAUGUCGCAUGGAUCAUCUUCUAUGAUCUGGCUAACUGCCUCAUCGUGGCCGUGGCUUACCAGGUCUCCAAAGAAGCCUGGUUUCCCCUCAGCCCCCUGGAGUGGUUUGGGCUGGCCACCAGGAUCCCCAUGGAUUGCUUCUGGCUCGCCUUCGUUGUCACGUAUGCCCUGACGAUUAUUGAAAGCAAAGGGCAAGGAAGGAUGUCGCUCAGGAUGAGGCGGUCGAAGAAGAACGUGUCAGAACCGCCCAGGUUUAGGUUGGGCUCCACUGCUAGGCAAGGCGUGUGAGGGGAGGUAUCAGAGCAGUACGUUGGGCCCCAUUUUCGUAUAUUUCCUACUGAUGGAGAUGAAAGACCAUUACCCGUGUAAUCUCCUUCCUCUGUUGUGUAAUUCAGUGUUUCUCUUGCUGUUGCUGCAUUUUCCAGGCUGUGAGUUCAAGUCCUGAAUAAAUACCCCAA